This is a messenger RNA of Scomber japonicus (chub mackerel), 2349 nucleotides long. RefSeq lists its product as uncharacterized. Lineage: Eukaryota; Metazoa; Chordata; Actinopteri; Scombriformes; Scombridae. The coding region runs from base 1 to 2349 and encodes 782 amino acids. The transcript has 14 exons. The record is from RefSeq and is a predicted model, not a curated record.
AUGGCUUCCACACAGGUGCUCCUGCUUCAGCUGCUGCUGGUCUCACUGGCGGCUGCGUCUCAUUACUACGGGGGAACCGCGACCUUCACCUACAAAGGGAGAAACCCUGAUGGAACAUUUAAGGUGGACAUUCGCAACAGAGACACUUACGAUGGCUGUCGGUACUUCCUCAACUGGAACUGUUACAAUGGUCACUGUGGCAGCAAUGUCAGAGUUCCUCAGAACUGCCCACGGACAUACAGGCUGAUGUCCUUUGAUCCUGAUGGUGACCAAGUUAGAUGCAGAUAUGGAAAUGUGAGAGGUACAGAGUGCUGGGGGUGCAACCAACCUUCAGGCUUCCACUUAGAUCAGGACUCCUGCACAUUACACUACCGCUACACCCAAGCCCACAUCUAUGUUUAUGCAUUUGAGUUGAUGGUGGAAGACUUCCCACGACGCCCCAUCACACUGACCUACACAGACGGUUCCAGUUCCUCCAGCACCAGCCACAACCCAUCACCCAUGGUGGUGGUGGUGGCAUUCUACACCCGCAGCACCAACCACAACUCCAACCUCACACCCAUGGAGGUGGUGGUGGCAUUCUACACCUGCAGCACCAAUCACAACCCCAGGGUGGUGGCAGCAGCAAUCUACAACCACAACUCCAACCCCUACCUCACACCCAUGGUGGUGGUGGUGGCAUUCUACACCCGCUGCACCAACCACAACCCCAGGGUGGUGGCAGCAGCAAUCUACAACCACAACUCCAACCCCAACCUCACACCCAUGGUGGUGGUGGUGGCAUUCUACACCCGCUGCACCAACCACAACUCCAACCUCACACCCAUGGAGGUGGUGGUGGCAUUCUACACCUGCGGGUGGUGGCAGCAGCAAUCUACACCUGCUGCACCAACCACAGCCUACCCAUCAUACACUACAACAAGAAGACGCCCCUAUGCCUCCACUCCUCCUCUCAGCAAACUACCUUUACAAUUCUCUUUUCUUGUGGACCCACCUGCUCCCUCAUGUCAGGAAGGAGCGUACCUGCCAAUGCUUGUGAAACCAACACCCCAACAUGGAGAACGCGUCCAUGCACAGGUCAACAAAGAAGUGGAGAUCAGAGUGAAAGCAUAUGCUAGAUACUCAACACUACAUGACAUCAUCAUUAGUGGGCCGACGAACACCACUAAGCACAGGAACACACAUGACGAGUAUGUUAUUAGGUGGACGCCAGUUCCAGAGGACUUGGGAGAAUAUUUUCCCAUUUGCUUUGCUGUUGAAUCAUUCACAGGGUCCGGUGUCUAUCAGUCUGAGAUGAGGUGUGUUGUGGUGCACGUUAUGAAGGAGGAAGUUAAAACCAACGUGAUCUGCGGUGAGUCCACAAUGACAGUUGAGGUUGAGAAAUCCUCACUGUCUGGAUUCCAUGAGGAUCAUCUGCAGCUCAGUGAUCCCACCAACACAGCCUGCAGCCUUGAUAACCACUCAAACAGCACACAUGUCAUCGCUGUCAUCCCCCUCAACGCCUGCGGCACUCAGCUCGAGGAGGAUGAUGAGAACCUCAUUUUUAAGAAUGAAAUCACCACGACCGACGACCACAGAGACCUGAUCACCAGGAAACACCUGCUGGAAGUGGAGUUCUACUGCCAGUACCCCAAACGGCAAAAUAUGACACUGGGCUUCACUGCACACAGGAGGAACAUCACAGUGUGGGAUAAGGGCUUCGGCACGUUCACCUACCAGUUUGAGUUCUACCAAAACAAUCAAUUCCAGACAAGGAUGGAUCCAAGCUCAUACCCUCUUGAGUAUGAUGUAGGGAGCAGGAUCUACAUGGAGAUUGAGGCCUCCUCUUCAGUCAACAACACCGAGCUGUUUGUAGAGUCCUGCUGGGCUGCACCAUAUGACAACCCCAACUACUGGCCAACCUACCCCAUCAUUGAGAAUGGGUGUCAAGUGGACGAGACUGUGAAAAUCCAUUCCUCUGACAAUCCGACACAAUUCAGGUUCUGCAUGGAGGCCUUCAAGUUCAUUGGACUGCAUGACCAGGUGUACAUCAGCUGCUCAGUCAUGGUGUGUGAAGCAGGGAACCCCAACACCAGGUGCUCACGGGGAUGUGUCAACUCCACACGGUCAGGCGGUCAUCACCAUCGCAAGAGAGAGGCUGUUUUCCAGAGUGCAAACCACUUUGUUUCCCAGGGGCCACUGCGCAUCAGGAGAUCAGCAGAGGACCGGACCAACCUGAACCUGAACCUAAACCUGGUCUUCAUCGCUGGAUGUCUUCUAGCAGCAGUUGGCAUGAUCUGUGCUGUGGUCAUGUACAAAACCAAAACAUCAAUGGUCAAAUACCAACCUUUGCCUGUAUUUGAAGACUAG